Molecule: messenger RNA, 1006 nt
Organism: Hemicordylus capensis (graceful crag lizard)
Lineage: Eukaryota; Metazoa; Chordata; Lepidosauria; Squamata; Cordylidae
Exons: 6
Coding region: 52-858 (268 amino acids)
Source: RefSeq, a predicted model, not a curated record
AAGAAGGUCUUCCUUUGCAUAUUUCAGGUCUCACCCAAAGGCAGAACCAGGAUGAAGAUGAAGAGGGGGCACAGACUGGUCAUCCCAGAAAUCCGACCCAUGUUGCUCCAUGUCCUGGGGGACCCUCUGGGGGAAGAGCCCAAUGAGGCAAACCUGGUGCCAGGACCCCUUCCAGGACUUCAUGUCCCCACUGACAUUCUGGGGAAAGAGCUCAAUGAGGAAACCUCAAUGCUAGGAUCCCUUCCAGAACCUCGCAUCCCCACAGAUAUUCUGGAGGAAAAGCUCAAUGAGGAAACGUCGGUGCCAGGAUCCCUUCCAGAACCUCACGUCCCCACUGAUAUUCUGGAGCAAGAGCUCAAUGAGGAAAUGUCGGUGCCAAGAUCCCUUCCAGAACCUUGCAUCACCAAUGACAUUCUGGGGGAAGAGCCCAAUGAAGCAACCUUGGUGCCAGGACUCCUUCCAGGACUUCGUGUACCCACUGACAUUCUGGGGAAAGAGCUCAAUGAAGCAACCUCAGUGCCAGGAUCCCUUUCAGGACCUCGCAUUUCUACUGAUAUUCUGGAGGAAAUGCUCAAUGAGGAAACCUCAAUGCCAGGAUCUUUUCCAGGACCUCGCAUCCACAUUGAUAUUCUGGAGGGAGAACUCAAUGAGGCAACUUUAGUGCCAGGAUCCCUUCCAGCUUCUCAUGGCCCUGCUGCAUGUCUCCGCCCCCCUGGGUCUGGUUCAUUAUUAUCUUCUGCCUCGCUGGAAGUUGGCUCCAUCCCACCCUCCACCUCUACCUCUUCCCUCCUCCUGCAUCCCUCUUCCCCUCCUCCUCCUUCCCCACAUCCUCUAGAGCUGGAACAAUGUAAAAUGUAAAAGAAACUCUGCAGAGUUUGAUGGAUUUGCAGUUCCAUCAUCUGAAUGACCGCCAAAGACACCUCCGCAUCUGCCAGGAAUGUUUGCAAAACCUCAAGGCACUGAGGGGAGAGCUCCGAAGACUGCAGAGCAGACUGGCAAGUGUGGA